Messenger RNA from Ricinus communis (castor bean), 1842 nucleotides. Its product is annotated as fatty acid hydroperoxide lyase, chloroplastic. The transcript has 3 exons. Bases 216 to 1712 code for a protein of 498 amino acids. The record is from RefSeq and is a predicted model, not a curated record. Gene Ontology annotation, biological process: sterol metabolic process. Gene Ontology annotation, molecular function: oxidoreductase activity, acting on paired donors, with incorporation or reduction of molecular oxygen; iron ion binding; heme binding. Lineage: Eukaryota; Viridiplantae; Streptophyta; Magnoliopsida; Malpighiales; Euphorbiaceae.
CUGAUCGCUAAGCUCGUUUUCAGUCGUCCUGAGCCCAUCUCUUUCAGUUAGUAAAUGCAAGAGGAAAGGCGCAGUCUCCUCACUUAUGUAUAAAAAGUGGGCCUUUUUCUGCACUCACCUUAUCCCUUCUUAAUUACAAAAACCAAAACCAAAACCAAAACCAAAACCGAAACAGAAGCACCCUUCCAAAAAAAAAAAAAAAAUCAAUCUCCACCAUGGCUACAAUCAGCACCAAGAUGAUGAAGAUGGCCAUGUCCUCCUCCUCCUCCUCCUCAUCGUCAUCCUCGCCGGUAGAAACAGUGUCCACUUCUACUCCUCAGCCUCCAUCAUCUUCUCUCCCUCUCCGUACAAUUCCAGGAUCAUACGGCUGGCCAUUGCUGGGACCGGUGUCAGACAGGCUAGACUACUUCUGGUUCCAAGGGCCAGAAACUUUCUUCAGGAAACGCAGUGACAAGUACAAAUCAACGGUUUUCCGUGCAAAUGUGCCGCCGACGUUUCCACUUUUUACAGGAGUGAAUCCGAACGUCAUUGCUGUUCUUGAUUGCAAGUCUUUUGCUCAUCUUUUUGAUAUGGACAUUGUGGAGAAGAAGAACAUUCUUGUGGGCGAUUUCGUGCCUGAUAUUAAGUUCACCGGUAGUAUUAGGGUUUCUGUUUAUCUCGAUCCAUCUGAACCUCUGCAUGGUAAGGUGAAAAACUUUGCCAUGGACAUCUUGAAAAGAGGCUCCAAAGUGUGGCUAACAGAGCUUCUCGCCAACCUUGACACACUGUGGGAUACUAUUGAUAAAGAUAUCUCAGCAAAAGGCAGUGCUAGCUUUCUAUUCCCUCUUCAACAAUGCAUUUUCAAGUUCUUGACCAAAGCCCUUAUUGGGGCUGACACAUCAGCCUCACCGGAGAUUGAAAAAUCUGGGUAUGCCAUGUUGGACCGAUGGCUUGCCUUGCAGCUCCUCCCUACCAUCUAUAUUGGCGUUGCUCAGCCCCUUGAAGAAAUCUUUCUUCACUCUUUUGCUUACCCUUUUUUUCUUGUUAGUGGAGAUUACAGAAAGUUGUCUGAGUUCAUCAGAAAAGAAGGUAAAGAUGUGAUACAGAGAGCGAAAACCGAAUAUGGAUUGAGUGAAGAAGAAAUUAUACACAACCUUCUCUUUGUACUUGGCUUCAAUGCAUAUGGUGGCUUCUCUGUUUUCAUACCUAAUCUAUUAAGCACCAUUGGAAGUGACACUACAGGUUUACAGGAAAAGCUACGAAAAGAAGUUAGAGAAAAAGGUGGUCCGAGUUUAAAUUUUGACUCGGUUAAAGAAAUGCCAUUAGUUCAAUCAGUAGUUUAUGAGACCCUUCGGUUGAAUCCUCCUGUUCCUCUUCAAUUUGCCAGGGCUAGAAAAGAUUUUCAACUGAGUUCACAUGACUCUGUGUUUGAAAUCAAGAAAGGCGAGAUAUUAUGUGGUUAUCAACCUCUGGUUAUGAGAGACUCCGAGAUUUUUGAUGAUCCAGAAACUUUUAAACCAGAUCGGUUCAUGGGUUCGGGUCAGGAGUUAUUGAAUUACUUGUAUUGGUCCAAUGGACCGCAAUCCGGGACACCGACCGCGUCGAAUAAACAAUGUCCAGCAAAGGAUUAUGCGACUCUUAGUGCUUGUUUGAUUGUGGCUCACUUGUUUAGGAGGUACGACUCUUUUACUGGGAGUUCUAGUUCCAUCACUGCCGUUGAAAAGGCUAAAUGAUGUGAUGAUGAUUUCUAGAAUUAUGUUAAGAUUGUAUGGAGUUUUCUGCUAAGAUGAAUAAAAUGGAUAGAGGGCAUUGCUUGUGUUUAAUAAAUAGUUUCAUUACUCCGCAAAGGAGAUUACAUCUUCA